Stereum hirsutum FP-91666 SS1 is the source of this 4128-nucleotide messenger RNA. RefSeq lists its product as uncharacterized. The record is from RefSeq and is a predicted model, not a curated record. Lineage: Eukaryota; Fungi; Basidiomycota; Agaricomycetes; Russulales; Stereaceae. Bases 2320 to 3342 code for a protein of 340 amino acids. The transcript has 10 exons.
CACUUAUAUGAAGGGGUACUGCGCCGUCAAUGUAGCCUUGUGACGGUUCAGGCCACUUCUCAGCUUGGAAGUUCAUUUUCUGCGCGGCUGGGAUGUGUUCCGUGCUGUUGUGUCGCCUUACUCUGCGUUCAACUUCCUUUUAGCCACCGGACUAUCCAGGGCCCAUGGCUUCCCUGCUCUUCCUUUAGAUUCCUUGCCGCCAGAAAUCUCUUCUUCCUAAAUAGCCUCCUUGCACCUUUUUGUAGCACAUCGAUUGAUGAUGAAGCGCUGUCGCUUGUAUCGCCAUAUUCAUCGAACCUGCAGGUUGGAAGCAGCGCCGUCCUUCCGCCGUCUUCGUUCAAGAUGUCAAACUAGUCUUGGAGCAUCUUUCGAUGUCGGGGUUGGAAGUAGCUAUCUUUCGAUGCCCCGGUAAUGGUUCUACAUAUAGAGUCGGAGACGUUACACGACCGCGCUGUGAUGCUGUCCGUGUGACGCCGUCUUGUCUAUUCCUACGCUUCUUUGGGUGACCUCGCUAUACCAAAUAGACCCAUUUGACGUUCGCGAUUCAGACAAAGGCCGUCUCACGACUGACUCACUUUGUCUCCAAACAGGUCGAAUGGAGAUUAUUUGUACCGUGCAGGAGAACCACGUUUGGCAGGCCCGAUUGUUGCUGUUGCCAUUUCAAGGUGAAAUGAAUGACACGCCAUAGCAGCUUCCCUUAUUAGGGACGAUCGUGACGUAUGGAUUCCAUCGACAGGUCCUGCUCGUCGCAUAGCGCCAGCUGUUACAAAAGCCGGUCCAAGCUGUUCAAAGCGAUGAUAAGGCUGGACAGACGUAAAUAGGCGUAAAUGUCGAGCAAUGGACGCUACGUACGGGGCAUUCGACCAGUUUGAUCUCGUUCUCUGCAGUUAGAUAAAGGAAUAUCGUCAUUACUGUCGAUCCUUCGGUUUCGACAAUCAUCCGACAAACGUUCAGUCGUUGAUUAUAUGACUUCGAGCGUUAAACUCAGGCUCGCACCCUCUACAGAGUAGUCGUUCGCAACGAUGGUACGUGCGUUUUUGAGACCUGAGUUUGUUCUUAAGUCAGGAGCGAACAUUAAGUCACUUAAAACAACGCGGAGAAGUACUAACGAUCGUUUUCGAAGUAUCGGAGCACGCUCGGGAAGAUCGUCAUCCAUACCAUGGCGGUCGCUCUCCAUGUCUGCACCUCCACGGGUCUGGAACAGAUAUAUUGUGAAUACUGGCCAAAGGGAGUUGAUCUGUGAAACCUCUCGCAACUAGCUCUUCGUAUGUUGAAAACCCGCCAGGGCAUUCUGUGUGCUCCUUUGCCUCGAUGGCCCUUACCCCGAAUGUCACGGAUCCUUUAUUCCCUAGUUCCGUUUCGCUCCUAUGUAUGUGGCUUUCUGGUUUUGCCACUCGUUCUGCCACUCAUGCAAAGGCAUCAGACCGAGCACCCCGCACACAAGCUGUGGAGUCGUCCUUUGUUCCAUCAGAGCCACGCACUGCGUCUCUUUCCCAAGCGGAGUGGGGUCGGACCUCGAGUUACGAGCGCUUUGACCUCUGACAAGAUUGCUCCGAGAAUCGAUAUUCCUGUUUCCCGCCUUCACUGCUUUGCAUCGUAUACUUGUUUCCUAUUCACAGCUCAGAGCGUCUUUCUGUGUCUAUGUAUACUGUGGUUAGCAGUGCAGGCGUUAAGGAUUUACUCUGCGUACUAUGCAUGACACUAGUACUGCGAUUUGCAGUUCCGAACCCGUAUCGCAAAAGUACAGUCCCGAAAGCAGACUCAUGGGAAGGAUCGUGACUCCGGCUAGGCGCGCGCUAGUGGCAAAGAUACGAAGGAGCUCCAGAAGAAUAUGACAAAUCGGACAAACCACGCACGUCGAAGAAAGGAACUCUUUUGCCACACGACCUUGCGAUUGGUCCAGGACGACUUUUUCCGACCACGAGGCCUGCGUAUGGAAAGAGUUUUGCGCCCGGGUCAAUUGGCAUCGGCCCUCGACUGUUUGCCUCGUGUGCCCCUCGAGGACGUAUAUCUCGCCAAUGGCUCGCGCGUUCGGCUCGCCUACCCCACGCUCCCCCAGUCCACUGUCCUCCCUUUUCGUGCGUCUGGUUUCUCCUCAUAAGUCGGACCAGGACUUGGAAUGUGGGGCUCCCGUUGGCCUACACGGUACUGAAGGCCUGUCUAGCUGCGCUUGCAUCUGUUCCACUUUGUGCAGACAUUGAGGCCCUCAUCUGCUUUCCCUACGUUCAGCUCUCGCUCUCGCUCUCUGACACUCUUCUAUACCACGUAUUACGAAACAUCACGACCUUCGGCUCUAUUCUCGCUCGCACGUCGUUCAUCAUGUUUAAUAAGCUCAAGAAGACAAGAGAUUCAGUCUCGUCGCCGGCCGGGACACCCAAGGCUCCGCGGUUAGGGACGAAGAAGCUGCCGGACGUAGGGAGUAGCACUCCCGUCCCAGUUCUACCCUCUGCGAGGGCCGAUAUAGCCCAGCCAAAGCCGAUAAGGGCGCAGAGGCCUCGCAUGCCCAGUGUCGACGAGGGGUACUGUACCUCCCCCGAGGCAUCGACUAUAACCAGUUCGACGUCCACAGCCAAUCGUAGACGCCCAUCCGAUGCAAGCUCGACGACGACUAGCGCUGAAGGACCACCCGCACCAUCGAAGCCGAAAGGGAUUCUGAAGAAGGAUACGCCCCUCGUAAGACCUAGACCGCUUCGAGCUCACGAACUGGACGGCUACGCCUCCAGUCCUGAGAAACCCUCGCGUUAUCCGUCUGUGCCUCCACGCGGCGACCCCAGAGCUACAAGACCUCCCAAUCGUCCAUCGCCUUUAGGCAUCAUGCCCCCAGUCUCUCUCCACUGGAAGCUUCUCCCCUACAAUCACCAGAUCUCCAAGGCGCGUGUCAUCUUCGAUAUCUCUCAACGUGUUGAAGACAUCCGUCUUCUGUACACGUACCCUCCACGUCCUCUCACGACUAUCGAGCGCAAUAAGCCCGCCGCGAAUCCGGCCUUGCAGGACAUGGUCAUUCGCUGCGAUGAGCUUCCUGAAUGGCCAAUAUAUGUCUCGCGCCCGGCAGGGAUCCGCUGCGUCGAUGUAUUCGAGGCCAUCAACGACGCUUGUAAUCUCGUACUGACGCAGCCGGAGAAGAGGAGUCACGGACCAAGAGUGCGGGAGUGCCAGCACUUCUUCGAGGAAAGAUGUAGGUCGAUGAAGUCCGACGCAGAGAAGGCGAAGGGCAUGCGUCGAGUGGAUCUGUUACGGGGGAAGACGUACUUCCAGGGAAUGGACUGGACGCCGCCUGAGAAGCAGUAUCCGGACGGUUCCUGGAUGCUCAAGCUUGGGUAUCAGACCAACUAUGGUCGUUGAAUCCUUGCUCGCGGUCUGUAGGAUGCGUCUCAGCGACGUACUGAGGACCGUCACUUACCUUUCGCCUGACGGGGAUCAGGGCCGGACCCCAGUUUUCUUCUUUCUCUCUAAACGCUAUCAUAUCUGUGUUUUCGUCUUGUUCCCUCUGGCUCUAUCACUCUUUGUACCAUCACCACCACCUUGCACGCCGUCACCACCACUUUUCAUCUGCUCGCAUCGUCCAUUUAUUCGUGCCCUGCUAUCAUUCUCGUUAAUCUUCAUAUCGGAAACCGCACUUAGUCGCCUCUUACCUCGUGAUAUCCUUCUGCAACUUCAUACCACUAUGCCUCAUCUGCCUUUACGCCACCACAUCUCAAUCGUUUAUCGCAGUAACGCAUCGCAUGAGCUUCGUCAUUCCUCAUCUCACCAGCCCAUCCCACUCUGCGGGACCCUCGCCUUUUAUUUUUCCUCUUCUUUCCAAUCCCAUAUUAACCUCGACUAGUCAGUUUUCUGCUCUUCUACGCAUCGCUUUCUCUUGCGCCCUCCAGGCGUCUGUACCGUUGUACGUGUACAUAUUGCCGUCUUUCGCGGCUUUCUCUGAUCCUCUGGCGGGGUCCCCCGAGAUGUAGCUCGUUCACUCGUAACUCGUAGCCAUAGCAUCCUCACCCCCUUUAUCUUCUUUUAUGUCAUCCAUAAACUCGGUUGGUGUCUCUUUCUUCCCGUAUGUUCACCCCCACACUUCAAAGCUUCGUAGUCUUCCAUGCAUUCAUUAGUAGGUCGCUAAGCUCUGCAAUCCCAUCACUUCAC